Molecule: messenger RNA, 3203 nt
Organism: Octodon degus (degu)
Lineage: Eukaryota; Metazoa; Chordata; Mammalia; Rodentia; Octodontidae
Gene: Ccnf
Product: cyclin F
Exons: 17
Coding region: 50-2374 (774 amino acids)
Biological process (GO): mitotic cell cycle phase transition; regulation of cyclin-dependent protein serine/threonine kinase activity
Cellular component (GO): cyclin-dependent protein kinase holoenzyme complex; cytoplasm; nucleus
Molecular function (GO): protein binding; cyclin-dependent protein serine/threonine kinase regulator activity
Source: RefSeq, a predicted model, not a curated record
GCGGGCGCGCUCUCGAGAGGGCUGGAAUUGUGGCAGUGGCUGCGCGGCAAUGGGGAGCGGCGGCGUAAUCCACUGUAGGUGUGCCAAAUGUUUCUGUUACCCUACAAAACGAAGAAUAAGGAGGAGACCGCAAUACCUAUCAAUCUUAAGUCUACCAGAAGAUGUGCUCUUUCAUAUCCUAAAGUGGCUUUCUGUAGGAGACAUCCUUGCUGUCCGAGCUGUACACUCCCACCUGAAGUACCUGGUGGAUAACCAUGCCAGUGUUUGGGCAUGUGCCAGCUUCCAGGAUCUGUGGCCUUCUCCAAAGAACCUGAAGCUCUUUGAAAGGGCUGCUGAAAAGGGAAAUUUUGAAGCUGCUGUGAAGCUUGGCAUAGCCUACCUCUACAAUGAAGGCCUGUCUGUCUCUGAUGAGGCCCGAGCAGAAGUGAAUGGUCUGAAGGCCUCUCGCUUCUUCAGUCUGGCCGAGCGGCUGAAUGUGGCUGCCUCACCUUUUAUCUGGCUUUUCAUCCGCCCGCCUUGGUCUGUGUCUGGAAGCUGUUGCAAGGCUGUGGUCCAUGAGAGUCUCAGGGCAGAGUGUCAGCUACAGAGAACUCAUAAAGCAUCCAUACUGCACUGCUUAGGAAGAGUACUGAAUCUUUUUGAGGAUGAAGAGAAAAAGAAUCAGGCCCAUGACCUGUUCGAAGAGUCUGCUCGUCAGGGAUGCUUAGCCAGCUCGUACCUCCUCUGGGAAAGUGACAGAAAAACAGAUAUGUCAGAUCCUGGACGAUGCCUCCAUAGCUUCCGGAAACUCAGGGACUACGCUGCCAAAGGCUGCUGGGAAGCACAGCUGGCUUUAGCCAAAGCCUGUGCAAAUGGAAACCAGCUUGGACUAGAAGCAAAAGCCUGCAAUGAUGUAGUCUGUCAGUUGUUCCAGGGCUCCCAAGCUGUCAAUAAGCAGCAGAUCUUCGCUGUGCAGAAGGGACUCAAUGACACAAUGAGGUACAUUCUGAUUGACUGGCUGGUAGAAGUUGCCACCAUGAAGGACUUCACAAGUCUGUGCCUUCACCUGACAGUGGAAUGUGUGGACCGGUAUCUGAGGAGGAGGCUGGUGCCCCGGUACAAGCUCCAGCUGCUGGGCAUCGCCUGCAUGGUCAUCUGUACCCGGUUUGUCAGUAAAGAGAUUCUGACGAUUCGAGAGGCUGUGUGGCUCACAGACAACACAUAUAGGUACGAGGACCUGGUGAGAAUGAUGGGAGAGAUCGUCUCCGCCCUGGAAGGGAAGAUUCGAAUCCCCACUGUGGUCGACUACAAAGAAGUCCUGCUGACACUGGUCCCUGUGGCACCCAGAACUCAGCACCUGUGCAGCUUCCUCUGUGAACUCUCUCUGCUUCACACCAGCCUGUCUGCCUACACCCCAGCCCACCUGGCCUCUGCAGCCCUGCUUCUGGCCAGAGUGAUGCAUGGGCAAACACAGCCCUGGACCACUCAACUAUGGGACCUCACUGGGUUCUCCUGUGAAGACCUCAUGCCCUGCGUCUUGAACCUACAUAAAAAGUGCUUCCAUGAUGAUGCCCCCAAGGACUACCGGCAGGUCUCUCUGACUGCCGUGAAGCAACGAUUUGAGGACAAGCGCUAUGAAGAAAUCAACCAGGAAAAGGUGCUGAGCUACAGCCAGUUGUGUACAGCACUGGGAGUGAAAGAAAGCCCAGAGCCCACAGCUUUCCUCAGUUCAGGGGAGAUCUGCCCUUUCCUCAGCUCUCCCUCUGGGAGGAGAACAAAGCGGAAGCGGGAAAACAGCAUCCAGGAGGACCGAGGCAGCUUUGUCACCACACCUACUGCCGAGUUGUCCAGCCAGGAGGAGACACUACUGGGCAGCUUCCUGGACUGGAGUCUAGACUGCUGCUCUGGCUAUGAGGGUGACCAAGAGAGUGAGGGCGAAAAGGAGGGUGAUGUGACCACUCCCAGUGGUGUCCUCGAUGUCACUGUGGUCUACCUAAACCCAGAACAACACUGCUGCCAGGAAUCAAGUGAUGAAGAGGCCUACCCAGAGGAUGAGGGACACCAGGCACCAGGCACCCAGACACCUCCAAUGUCAGGGCCCAGGCCACUUCUCUGCAAGAGGAAGCCCAGCAAAGAUGUCACAACCUCAGGGUACUCCUCGAGUCCCACAAACUCUGUGGAUGGCAGCUCAGGAGACCCUCCACAAUCUACCUCAGUGCUGUCCCUGGGCAGCGACUCAAACACACAUCCCUGCCACCAUCAGUCCAAGAAGUCAUGUUUACAGUGUCGUCCCCCAAAUCCCUCAGAGAAUAUUCUUCCCCAGCAACAAGUGAAACGGCAAAAUCUGUCUACGCACAGUGAUGAGGACAUGAACUUGGGCUUCCUGAAGCUGUGAGUGUGUGUUAGGGUGUCUGUUGCAGUGAAUGUUUACCAAGGAGGGCUACUGUUCUGCUACAACAGAAGGAGGUACUGCAGGAGGGAACUGUAUAGAUCUGGGUCAGUUCUACAAAACAGAGGGGUAACUUGUAAGUAUCAAGUUUAUUUCUCUAAGGAAUUCCUGUGCAGGCCCUUAGAACGUCAUAUCAAUGUGAAAAGCUCAACUCCUCUUUGGAAUAUUUCACCUCAAAGCAGUCAUACCAUGCCAAGUGAAGCCUACAUCCCGUACCCGCUGUUACCCACUGUCUUAAAAAAUCAAGCCCUUAUUCUGGUCUUCUCAGCCCCACUGAGCUCCAUGCCAGGAGCUGAGAGCUUUCACACAAACACAUGUGACCUAUGUAGGCUGGUGCAGCUUGAGUCCCUAGCCAGCAUCUUUCUCGUUUGGGGCCUCAGUGGUACUGACCACUGUAUGUUCACCCACCAUGGCAUGCACCAGAUAUCCCCCCCCACUUGUGGGCCAGCAACCUCGUGGAGAGGGAACCUGUGUCCUUGCACAUCUGUGUAGAUUAUGCCAUGACUACCAGGUGUGGGAACUGUUCCCUCCCUCUCUCCCUCCAGGAGUGUUUGUCUCUGUCCCUGUGGUGUCCAUAUAAACAUUUCUCUUUGCACUGAAUUUCUGGGCCAUACUUUCCCCUUUAUUUCUAGAUUCUUCCAAGAUGAGAAGAAAGUUAACAUUUAAAAUAGGCAGUGUUAAGAGACUGCCAGCAUUAUUUAGGCUUAACUGAAAAAAAAAUCUAACACCAGCCUCUCCCAUGUUAUGGUGGUAACUUUUCUCUACUUUUGUUUGU